AUGACCGCGGCGUCGUCGAGCUCCGGUGCCGCGCGCGGGAUCCGCAUCCGUGACCUGGAGGAGGAGGAGAGGAAGGCGACGCUGUGGAGUUCCCUGGGCGUCGACGGGGUCGAGCGCGAGGAGGCGGCGGCGGCGGCGAUGGCGCGGGCGAUGGUGCGCGAGUGCGACGUGUACGUCGGGCACGGCGGCGACGCGCGGCGGAUGGCGGCGUGGCUGCGCGCCGAGCUUGAGCUCCUGGGCGUGCCCUGCGUCGCGUCGGACCGGCGCCUGUGCGUGGACGCGCCGGCGCACGCGGCGGCCCGUGCCGCCAUGGACGCGGCCGCGGCGGGGGUGGUGCUCGUCACGCCGGCGACGCUGGCCAACCCCUACGCCGUCGAGGAGAUCCGCACCUUCCUGGCGCGCGGCGCGCUCGUGCCGGUCUUCGUCGGGGUCAGGCGGGGCGACUUCGCCACCGCCGACGACGUCGUGGGGCGGCGCGGCGACCUGUGGGAGAAAUACGGGGGCCGUCUCUGGAUGGCCUACGACGGCGCGGAGGAGCAGUGGAGGGAGGCCGUGGAGGGCCUCGCCCGCUCCGAGUCGGCGGUGGAGGUGCGCGUCGGCGACCUCCGUGACCGCAUCCUCGACGUGCUCGAGAUCGUCGGCGCGCGGCUCGGGCGGCGCGCGGUGGCCGCGGCCAUCAGGGCGUGGCGCGCCGAGGCGGAGCUGGAGAUCCCGUUCCCCUGGAACGCGGGCUUCGUCGGCCGGGAGAAGGAGCUCCUCGAACUGGAAUCCAUGCUGCGCGGCGGCGCUAGUGCUCAUAACAAGGCCGCCGGGAAGAGGCCGAUGUUCCUGGACGGCGCCGUCAGCGGCGAGGGCCCCUUCCUGGACGGCGUGGUCUGCAUCUCCGGCACGUCCGGCGCCGGGAAGACGGAGCUGGCGCUCGAGUUCGCGCACCGGCACUCGCACGAGUACAAGAAGGUGCUCUGGGUGCACGGCGAGGCGAGGUACCUCCGCCAGAGCUACCUCAAGCUCGCCGACCACCUCGGCAUCGCAGUCGGCGACAGCCUCUCGUCGUCCAAAGGCCGCUCCGCUAGACCUCUCCACGGCAUCGAGGGCGACGCCAUCGCCAAGAUCAACAAGGAGCUCACCCGCGACAUCCCGUACCUGGUCAUCAUCGACAACCUCGAGAGCGACAAGGACUGGUGGGACGGCCGCGCCGUCGGGGAGCUUCUGCCCCGCGGAUGCCGGCGCACCCGCGUCGUCGUCACGACGCGGCUCGCGGGCGGCGUGCGUGGGGUCAGGACGCUCGCGCUGGGAGACCUCGACGACGCGAACGCCAUGCGGCUGAUGAAGGGCGCGCGCACCACGCUCGGCGCCGACGACACGACGAUCCUUAGGGUCAUCCAGGAGGCGAUAGCCAGCGCGCCAGUAGGGCUCGCCCUCGUCGGCGCGAUGCUCUCCGAGGUCCCCGUCGGCCCGGCCGAGCUCCGGCGGGCGAUGCGCCGCGCGCCGCACCGGGCGGCGACGUGGGAGGGGGACAGGGACGGCGCCACGCUCCGCGACAACCCGGGCCUGGUGAGGCUAAUGGACGCGUGCCUCGCGCUGCUGGAACGGGAGGCGGCGGGGCUCGGCACGGUGGCGCUCCGGCUGCUCGAGGCCGCCAGCUACUUCGCGCCGGCGCCGGUCGCCGCGGCGAUGCUCGUGGACGCCGCCCGCGCCGCCGCGGACGUCGAGACGCCAUGGGAGCGGUUCAAGCGCACGAUGAAGCUAUCCUGCACCUCGCCACGCACGCCAUCGUUCGCCGGUGGCGCCGAGCAGGAGGCGCUGGCGACGUUGCUGCGCCUAGGGGUCGCCCGGCGGGGCACGCGUGAGGGGUGCGUCUCCGUGCACGGCGUGUUCCGCCUCUUCGGCCGCAAGGUCGGCACCGGCGGUCGCGCCGCCCGCGCCGUCGUGGACGCCGUCGCCGCCGCGCAGAACGCCCAGGACCACACUUGGGCGGCGUGCCUGUCGCUGUUCAGGUUCGAGUCCCCGGCCGCGGUCGUCGAGCUGCCGCCGCCGGAGCUCGCGCGGUUCGUCACGGUCUCCGUGCUCCCGCUCGCCGCGCGCUGCGUGGCCGGGUACUCGGCGUACGGCGCCGCGCUCGAGCUGCUCCGGGAGGCCACCGACGGCGUCCUCGAGGCCGAGGAGAGGUACAUCGCCCCGUCGUCUCGCCGGAGCAACGGCAACACGUACAUGGAGCUGGACCCGAAGGUGUACCGGGAGCUCGCGCGGGUGAGGGCGGAGCUCCUGGUGAUGAGAGCUAGGGUGAUGAUGAGGGCCGGUGAGCGCGACAUCGCCGAAGACCACUGCGUGUCGGCGAUCAGCAUCCUUGAGGUGGUCAGGGGCGACUGGCACCCGGACACGCUGGCGGUCCGAGCGUUUUUAGAGCAGGACGUGGUGGUUCAGACCACGGACGAGUCUGAACCCGCCGCGGUCUAG
This is a messenger RNA of Setaria italica (foxtail millet), 2457 nucleotides long. RefSeq lists its product as uncharacterized. Gene Ontology annotation, molecular function: ADP binding. Gene Ontology annotation, biological process: recombinational repair. The record is from RefSeq and is a predicted model, not a curated record. The transcript has a single exon. Bases 1 to 2457 code for a protein of 818 amino acids. NCBI's taxonomy places the organism in Eukaryota, Viridiplantae, Streptophyta, Magnoliopsida, Poales, Poaceae.